This is a messenger RNA of Solanum tuberosum (potato), 1725 nucleotides long. Its product is annotated as probable N-acetyl-gamma-glutamyl-phosphate reductase, chloroplastic. The record is from RefSeq and is a predicted model, not a curated record. Lineage: Eukaryota; Viridiplantae; Streptophyta; Magnoliopsida; Solanales; Solanaceae. Bases 97 to 1308 code for a protein of 403 amino acids. Gene Ontology annotation, biological process: L-arginine biosynthetic process. The transcript is spliced from 14 exons. Gene Ontology annotation, molecular function: N-acetyl-gamma-glutamyl-phosphate reductase (NADP+) activity; NAD binding; NADP+ binding.
GGAUCAUUCUGCUCUGUUCUUCAUAUUGAACUAAAAUACCCUUUACUCUUCUCUUUCUCAUUUUGCAAAAUUCACACUUCAAACUCUGAAUCUCCAAUGGCUUCUUUGGCUGCGCUCAGUUCUAACCUCUUCAAUGGAGGUUGCCUUUGGAAGUACCAGGACGAACUGAAGGUUUCUAAGGCUGGUAAGCUCAGAAUUAGAAUUACUUCCUUGGCGUCAUCAUCACCAGCGCAAAGCUUGCAGUUUGCGGAUGGUAAAGCUAACAAAUUGGAAAAAUUGCGUAUUGGUGUGCUAGGUGCUAGUGGCUACACUGGUUCAGAGAUUAUUAGACUCCUGCGAAAUCAUCCACAUUUUCAGAUUACUUUGAUGACGGCUGACAGGAAAGCUGGCCAAUCAAUCGAAUCUGUUUUCCCUCACCUGGUCACACAAGAUCUACCAAAUCUAGUCGCUGUUAAAGAUGCAGAUUUCUCUGCUGUGGAUGCCGUUUUUUGUUGUUUACCACAUGGUACAACUCAGGAAAUUAUCAAAAGUCUCCCAACAAAUCUAAAAAUUGUCGAUCUUUCUGCGGACUUCAGAUUGCAAGAUAUUGCUGAGUACGAGGAAUGGUAUGGCCAGCCUCACAAAGCAACGGCUUUACAGAAAGAAGCAGUCUAUGGCUUGACUGAGAUUUCAAGGAGAGAAAUUCAAAGUGCACGUCUAGUUGCAAAUCCUGGCUGUUAUCCAACAUCUGUUCAACUUCCUCUUAUACCCUUGAUAAAGUCCAACCUCAUUGAAGUAAGAAACAUAAUUAUUGACUCAAAAUCUGGUGUCAGUGGAGCAGGUCGUGGUGCAAAGGAAGCAAAUUUAUACACUGAAAUAGCUGAAGGAAUACAUUCUUAUGGUAUAACCAGACAUCGACAUGUGCCAGAGAUUGAACAAGGCUUAUCAGAAGCUGCAAAUUCAAAAGUUACUGUCAGCUUCACUCCACAUCUUAUGCCAAUGAGCCGUGGUAUGCAAUCGACUAUUUAUGUGGAAAUGGCUCCAGGAGUGACAACUCAGGAUUUGAAAGAUCACCUUGGUAACUACUAUGAGCAUGAAGAAUUUGUGGUAUUGCUGAAGAACAAAGAAGUUCCCCAUACUCGACAUGUUAGAGGAUCAAAUUAUUGCCUCAUGAAUGUAUUUCCAGACCGGAUUACUGGGAGAGCAAUAAUAAUAUCUGUUAUUGAUAAUCUUGUUAAGGGAGCUUCUGGUCAAGCCUUACAAAAUCUUAACUUAAUGAUGGGAAUUCCAGAGAACUUGGGACUCGGUUGCCUACCUCUGUUUCCGUAGAAUAUUUUUUGUGGUUCAAUCCUCCUGAUGGCAUAAGUCUUCCUUGCAGGUAUUUGUGAAGUCUUAUUAUUUUCCAACAAGUAGAGAGUGCUUCAAGAUUUGCUGUGGAAGAGUUUUGCUUGCUGUAGAAGUUUUGGGCUCCCGGCUUAGUUAUCAGUUGUAUCCUAUAUUUAUUUGCUUGUUGUACGCCAAAUCACCCAGAAGGAAAUUAUGUGUCAUAGAUAAAGUUAAACAGGGGGUGGAUGUGGGUGCUGUAUUGUAUCCACUUUUUCUUUUCUCAUUUUGUUUAGUCUUGUUCAUGCAAAGCAUUACCCCAUGGGGUUGGCAACUUGGCAUCAUAUUUGAAUAAAACCAAAUAAUGUCAAGUAUGGACAGUAGUGCCCAUUUUAAUAAAGUUUUUUGGAGUUUUGUACUCAA